UUAAAAUUUACUUUCCUGAUUUACUAUUUCCUUUCUCCUUUUCUUUUCUCGAACAAAAUUAUUACGCAAUUAUUAUUGUUUUAAUUAAUUUUUCUUUUAUAAAAUUACUGAUACAAUCAAUAUCACUAUUAUUACUAUCAUUAUUGAUACUGCUGAUACUAUCACCAUUAACUGCUAUCACUACUAAUACUACUGACACUAUCACUAUUACUACUAAUACUAUCACUAUUACCACUAUCAAUACUAAUAUUAUCCAUUACAUCACUAUUACAACUAAUACUAUCACUAUUUGCUAUUUUAAAUAAUGUAUUUGAAAUUUUUCAUCAUCAAAUCAGUCAAGUUAUUAAUUAUGUAAUUAAAUUGUAUUAUUAUUGAAGAAGAAAUGAUACAUUAAAAUUUUGAUAUUUAAAAUAAUCAUUAAUUUUUACAGACAUAACAUUAAAUUAAUAAUCUAUUCAAUACGGAUACAUUCCAUUCUCUCUCUCUCUCUCUUCUUUUUCUCCGUCCCUUUCUCUCUUUCUCUUUUUUGACAAUGAAAUUUAUUGAAGAGAUUUUAUUGCUGCUUAUUUCUUAAUUUUUUUUUUUUUUACUGAUGAUCGUAAAUAAUUUUGAUUUCUUUUUUAAUUUCUUAAAGUACUUAUCCAUUUGAUUGUAUAAUUUCUCCUUCUUUUUUUUUUUCUUUUACGGAUAUACAU
Messenger RNA from Loa loa (African eye worm), 695 nucleotides. RefSeq lists its product as hypothetical. The transcript has a single exon. The record is from RefSeq and is a predicted model, not a curated record. Lineage: Eukaryota; Metazoa; Nematoda; Chromadorea; Rhabditida; Onchocercidae. The annotation marks the transcript as partial.